Messenger RNA from Melanotaenia boesemani (Boeseman's rainbowfish), 3706 nucleotides. RefSeq names its product major facilitator superfamily domain containing 14Bb (gene slc71a2b). The coding region runs from base 410 to 1855 and encodes 481 amino acids. The record is from RefSeq and is a predicted model, not a curated record. Gene Ontology annotation, molecular function: transmembrane transporter activity. Gene Ontology annotation, cellular component: membrane. NCBI's taxonomy places the organism in Eukaryota, Metazoa, Chordata, Actinopteri, Atheriniformes, Melanotaeniidae. The transcript has 12 exons. Gene Ontology annotation, biological process: transmembrane transport.
CGACGUAGACAAGACGGAGCUGAACUGAAAACAGAAUGUAACGAGCUGUGAGGAAAUGCGUUCAGUUUUGGAUAAAGAUGGCCCGGUAGGGCGGUGUUUGUCCGCUUUUCUAAAGCAUUGGCUCAUGGCGCAUCAGUGCCGCCCAUUUGGUGACAUCCGGUGAUAACAUCAAACUAAAAAACGGUAAAGUUACAAUAAGGGAAAUUUAGGUAGAAGCGAAAGCUGCCUGUCUCCUGAGCACUUCACACGGCAGCAGCGGCGCACACUACGAGUAAACCAGAGUACAUGCUACCGCAGCGGGCACAGAGCUUCAUCCACACGACGGAACACCCUGGAAAAGACGGAGCCACACCAGGAGGAUGCCCAGCGCCGAGGACUGGAACUGAAAAUCGCCACGGCAAAAUGUGAAAUGAACCGGGAGAGACCAGCGACCGAGGCCAACGACAGAAUGUUGGUCCGGAGCUCGUACGGCCGAGGCCGAGCCAAAGUGACUCAUGCGGUGGUUGUGAUCUUCCUGGAGUUCUUCGCCUGGGGGCUACUGACCACGCCCAUGCUGACCGUCCUUCAUGAGACAUUUCCUCAGCACACCUUCCUGAUGAACGGCCUGGUGCAGGGCGUGAAGGGUUUGCUGUCGUUUCUGUCGGCUCCUCUGAUUGGUGCUCUGUCUGAUAUCUGGGGCAGGAAGUCCUUCCUCCUCAUGACGGUCUUCUUCACCUGCGCCCCCAUCCCCUUCAUGAGGCUCAGCCCCUGGUGGUACUUCGCUCUGAUCUCAGUCUCAGGGAUUUUCGCCGUGACCUUCUCUGUGGUCUUUGCUUAUGUCGCCGACAUCACGGAGGAGCACGAGAGGAGCACCGCCUACGGACUGGUGUCGGCUACCUUCGCUGCCAGUCUGGUGACGAGCCCGGCCAUCGGGGCCUACCUGUCGGCUGAGUACGGAGACAGCCUGGUGGUCCUGGUUGCCACGGUGAUUGCAGUGAUAGACAUCGCCUUUGUGUUCUUUGUGGUCCCGGAGUCGCUGCCGGACAAGAUGAGGCUGACGUCGUGGGGAUUCCCCAUCUCCUGGGAGCAGGCUGACCCAUUCGCUUCUCUACGUCGAGUCGGGAAAGACACCACAGUGCUGCUGAUCUGCGUCACCGUCUUCCUGUCCUACCUGCCUGAAGCCGGACAGUACUCCAGCUUCUUCCUCUACCUGAGACAGGUGAUCGAGUUUUCUCCUGAAGCCAUCGCUGCCUUCAUCGCUAUGGUGGGAAUCCUCUCCAUCAUCGCUCAGACUGUCUUCUUCAGUGUUCUGAUGAGGACCAUCGGUAAUAAGAACACGGUUCUGCUCGGUCUGGGCUUCCAGCUCUUCCAGCUGGCCUGGUAUGGUUUUGGGUCCGAGCCUUGGAUGAUGUGGGCAGCGGGGACGGUGGCAGCCAUGUCCUCCAUCACCUUCCCAGCAGUCUCUGCUCUGGUGUCACACAGCGCUUCACCUGACCAACAAGGUGUGGUUCAGGGGAUGAUCACAGGUAUCCGAGGUCUGUGUACCGGUUUGGGUCCAGCUCUCUACGGCUUCAUCUUCUUCCUCUUCAACGUGGAGCUGAUCGACAUGCCACCGGUGGCAGGAAGAACCUCACAGAGCUCAGAGAAGUCGCUCAUCCCGGGUCCUCCCUUUCUGUUCGGGGCAUGCGCCGUCUUAUUGGCUCUGGUGGUCGCCUUCUUCAUCCCCACCCACCACCAACUGGCCGACGUCAAGACCUGCUCAACCAGCAAGACUGGUAGCAGCUCCUUCGCACAUGCUCAGAACGCUGGCCCUCUGGCCACGCCCACCAGUGACACGGAGGACAUUGAACCCCUCCUACAGGACAGCAGCAUGUGACUGACAGACGGCCAAUCAGCUGCAGCCGACAUUUCUCUACACGACUGAAGAUAUUUAUUAUUAGCUUCUGUUUUCAGUGUAACAUCACCUUUAGUCCUCUGGUCAUAUCCAAGCACCCUGGAGCAGGUAGCAACAAAGACCACGUCUCCAUGACUCAAAACCCACAGGUAAACUGGAGAACCUCCACCACCAGGAGGGAGCAACGCGCUCCCUCACACUGAGCACGCGCAAAGCCCUGUGACAUCAUCGUCCUCCCAGCGUGGAAAUCGACUCAUGGCGUCAGAAAUGAGAUCAUGUUGAGUUUUUUGUGGGCAGGAGUUGCCAUGGUGGGAGUUUUUCAGACUCCUGGUUUUCCUGCUUUAGAUGUUCCUGCUUAAGAAAAACAUGAACUGAUCAGUAUCGUCGUCUCCUGAGCUGCUCUGGUUUUACCCACCUCUCCUCAGUCGUCAUGCUUGGAGGAGUCAAAGUCAGUCUGAGAGUUCCUGAUGUUUUUUUUUUUUUGUCAGCUCAGAACGAAGAACCAAACGAUGCCAUGACCGAUUUUUAUUCUCCAUGUUUCUGUUGCUUAUUUGACUGUUUCAUCAUUCUCUUUUUGUUCUAAAUGACAGACCGAGACAUUCCUGAUAAGAUGCCACAGAAACAGUCCUGUUGCCAUGAUUACAGCCAGGAGAUGCUGUAGCUUAGCAACCGUAACCGUACUGUUUCUGCUGGUUUAAAGACCCUCGUGGCCUGAUGAUCGGGCUCAUCUUACUAGUUACAGAACGCGGUCGUAUAAACUGAGCUUACUGUCACAUGAUCCCGUCUGUGUUAAGUUUUAUCCUGAUGUUACUGAUGAUGCUUCACUUUUCUGUAAAACUGUCUGAAAACAACAGUCGGGAACUAAUGAGUAUUCACGCUGCUGGAAUGCUUCCUGUGGAUUUCUGCAUCAACACUGAACAGAAGCUGGAACUUUGAAAUUCAGAUAAAAUCACAAUUCAAUUAUUUUCCUAAAUCGUCCAGAAAUCAGGCUCAGAUGAGUAAAUCUGGACCGUAGUGUCAUCUUCUUGGUUCAGUAUUCCUGCCCCCAAUGUGAUGGAUCAGUUUUUUGUUCAGGAUCAGGCUCGUGGUGAGUCCUGACUCCAGUUUUCAGACAGACCGUUCCCUUCAGACUCCUCAUAUAGACCCCCCUACAGAACGCUGCAUUCAGGUUCUGUGCAGAGUGUCUGAAGUCGUAUUUUCUCACCGGACUCACUUCUGCCUCCUGCAGACACACCUGAGCGCCUGUGCUGAGGUAGAUGAUGGUGUGGAGUCUCAUGGUGGUUCUGAGACUUUUCAGCUUUAGUUUGACCUUUAACUCCUCUGAGACGGCGUCUCAGCUCCAACAGAUCCAGAAGGCUCUGUUAGAACUUUUCCUGAUGCCGAGCAGAACCUGCAGACUGAAUCUGUGGCUUUUCUGUCCCAGAGUAACGUGAAUAGUCUGGGAGUAUGUUGGGAGCUCUGGUCUGAGUGAGGUCUGAAGCGCUGACGGGACCACCGACCUGAUGACGUUACUGAAGCAUUUCCAAACUCGUGUCCUCCCGCUGAUCUAAGAAUCCACAGGUUUACUAAGAAGAGUUUUAUUUGAGCUGAUAGAGCAGAAAAGGAAACGUAUGCAGUAUUCAUGUUCCUCCUCCUCUUCCUCCUCCUCCUCCUCUUCCUCCUCUGUGUACAUGAUGCAGAACAUUUGCUGCACUUUACUCUCUGAACGCGUGCCUCUAGUCAUUCAUGUUCAUAUCCGUUUUUAUAUAUAAACUGAGAAAGACAUCGUUCUUUUAUUGUAAAAACAUAAUUUUGAAUAUUAAUAUCUGAUGAUAAUAAAGAGAAACGGAAGGA